Polyodon spathula (Mississippi paddlefish) is the source of this 2561-nucleotide messenger RNA. It is a transcript of the gene stard5, whose product is annotated as StAR-related lipid transfer (START) domain containing 5. The transcript is spliced from 6 exons. The coding region runs from base 447 to 1082 and encodes 211 amino acids. NCBI's taxonomy places the organism in Eukaryota, Metazoa, Chordata, Actinopteri, Acipenseriformes, Polyodontidae. Gene Ontology annotation, molecular function: lipid binding. The record is from RefSeq and is a predicted model, not a curated record.
AACACUCUUGUUUUGCAGUUUGAAGAUGCUUGUAGGAGAAGCAUUAUCAUUAUCAUUACAAUUAUCUCUGCUACAAAACGCUUUUUUAAAGUAGCUGGUACGAAUUUAUUUUGUAUUAUUUUUUCAAAUAAGUAUACCUAAAAAUUGUGGGAUUUCGGGCAAAAAAAAAAAAAAAGUAGCAUAAAAUACGUAAUUAUAUGCACGCAGUCUGUUUCAGUGCAGAAACAUUAUUUUUUCUUUUCGUUGACGGUAUAUUGCUUGUCUUUUAGGAGACUGUAGCUGUUUUAUGGUUAAAAUGACCGCAUCCUCGCUUUUGCCCUUUUUUGUGCUGUACCGAUGAUUUGUAGCCUUACCGACUGGGCAGUCCAGCGUUACGCCUUCCCUUCGACUGGCCCUGUAGUACAGGUAGGGUACCUUGUCUGUGAAUUGCACAAAACUAGUACAGUAUGGAUUACAGACACAUUGCAAAUACAGUAGCUGACAAUCUACUGAGCUACAGCAAAGACGAGAGCGGAUGGAAAAUGUGUAAGAAAACGAAUGAGGUAACUGUCUUCUGGAGGCCAUCCUCUGAAUUUUCAGGAAACUUAUACAAAGGAGAAGGGGUCAUCAGUGGAAGCCCAGAAAAGGUGUGGGAGUGUUUGAAACCUGUGCCUGACGGACUCCGAGUCAAGUGGGAUAACAAUGUCAAAAAGUUUGAGCUCAUCCAGUCCGUUGAUGACGAGGUGUCUGUCUGCAGAACUGUAACUCCGUCAGCAGCAAUGGGUAUUAUUUCUCCAAGAGACUUUGUGGACGUUGUUUUAGUUAAGCGCUAUGAAGAUGGGACCAUCACCUCCAAUGCUACCAAUGUUGGCCAUCCCGGUUGUCCACCUCAGCCAGGCUACGUUAGAGGAUUUAAUCAUCCCUGUGGGUGUUUCUGUGUGCCCAUUCCUGGGGAGCCAAGCAAGACACAGCUCUUCAGUUUUUUUCAGACUGAUCUUGGAGGCUAUCUUCCCCGAUCUGUGGUGGAUUCUUUCUUUCCCUCGAGCAUGACCGAUUUUUACAACAACCUCACAAAAGCAGUGAAGUCUUUCAAAGAAAAUUAAUUCUGUCUCUGGACCUGGAAAACCUGAAAAGCAUCAUCUUUUAUAUGUCACUGUAUUUAUUCCCUUCUUUGUGGUGAGAGUGUUACACUUUUAUAAUGCUGUGUACAUGCAUACUGCCAUUGUAUUGCUUUGCUUUUUUUAUCACAAGAAGAAAAGCCUUCUUUGCAAAAUACAGGAAAAUGUUUUUUUUUUUUAACUUUUCAUAGAGAUGCCAGCUGCACUGCACUAUUGUAGCUUUUGGAAAUUUCAGAUUUUACAUUUUUACAUAAUAUUUCAAUACGAUGUGGUUAUUUUUAAUAACUAUUCUUGUGUACGUAUAAGCACAACACAGGGAUUUGUUUUGUUUAGAGCUUAAUCCAACACACUGAGCAAAAGAUCAGCUUUUCUUAUUUCAUUCUUACACAUUAUUUUGAAAUGCAUGUGCUAAAGACAAGUAGACUAAACGGAAAAACUUUUGCUUUGUUUGGUCAAAUGCUGCAUUAUAGGUCAUGGUUAGUGAACCUGGGUAAAUGCAGCAGAGACUAUAGAACCAACAACACAGUAACACACUGUAAUCGUAGACGUUCACUUAGAAAACUUAUAUGUAAAGCAAAUAGCUGCAUUUAAAAACAGUGUUACUAGUUCAUAAAAAUAGACAAAGGCCAAACGCAUAUGUAAAUGGUCUACGGAUUUUCAGAAAAGUAUUUCAAUGUGAGAAGCAUGAACUCUGUCAGUGUUGACCGUCUUAUCUGUCACUGUUCCAAUGCUCUUACUUCAAUUGAAUCGUUCAGGGAGCAUGGCUGUUUCCCAUUGCUUUUAAAAUUGUAACAUGUUACACUGUACUGUACUGUAUUAUCUAUGUGUGCCAUUGACACACAGUUUUAAGUUUGUGUGAUUAGUCUUUGUAAUGGGAGUUCACAGCUAGUUCUGUAUACUGUACUGUACCAGUCAAUAACAUUUUAGAUUCUGAUAGUUUUAUUUUAUUAAAACAUUUUAUAGUAGACUGAGUAAUCUAUGAUUCAAUAAGGUAUUGCAACUCCUUGUUCUUUAAACAGAUUUCUGCUAUGAAAGUGAUAACCCUAAAACUGUGUUGUACUGUAAUUGUAAAGCACUAAGAGAAAAAAUUAUUUUGAGAAUGACCUUAAACUAAAUGUAUUUAUUUUGAAUUUUCUCAGCAUGGGAAUUAAAGGCGUAAUUCUAUAGUGUUUGUGUCCCUUUUUUUCAGGAUUGAUGUGGUUAAGUUGUGUUCUUUUUUUCAGUAUUGAUCUGGUUCAGUUGUAUUCUUUUGUCAACCCAUAGGGACCUACGUCAUUUGCUAACUGCAUUAUUGCAAGGUACCAGAAGAGGUCGCUAGACAAACUAUAUUGGUGUUGCUAGUGUCAGAUAUAGAAGUCCAUAUUCACAAAGCAUUUACCACCAUGCUAUGUUAACACCAGGUUUCAUUUUUUUCCAGAUGUUUAUAAAAAACAAGAAGGGAACUAAUAAACUUUUGAGCAAUGG